Molecule: messenger RNA, 1981 nt
Organism: Heterotrigona itama
Lineage: Eukaryota; Metazoa; Arthropoda; Insecta; Hymenoptera; Apidae
Source: the annotation of a GenBank genome assembly
AUGAGGGAAGAGACAGUGUUAAGUUUAAAGUGGCACAGUUUCCCAUCGCAUUUGGCGGUUUCCCUCGAUACAUGCUACGAGAAGCAACAGUUUGUAGAUCUUUCUUUAGUAUGUAAAGACGGAACAAUUUUGAAAUGUCACAAAAUGGUACUGGCCAACUCAAGUUCGUUCUUUCGUCGUUUGCUUGUUGCCAACGAUCAUCCUCAUCCUAUGAUUAUUCUUCACGAUAUCGAGGCGGAUGAUCUUAAGACUAUCAUCAAUUUCAUGUACUGUGGUGAAAUACAAGUGGUCCAAAGUGAGGUUAGAAGGCUGUUGAAGUUGGCCGAAAUUUUGGAAGUCACUGGAUUGCGGCAUAUUCAAACUUCUGUUUUGGUAGGAGAAUCGAACAACACGCCUCAUGAUGCGUCCAGAAAGACGACCACGGUAUCUCGUAUAAAAAUUGAAGAAACAAAAGGUUUAUCUACCAAAACAGUACCUGAGCAUGAUCCUAAUAUUAGACCACAGAAUAAGACAAACAGCCAAUCGACAAAAUUUCCAUCGUCUAGUCAUCUUCACAAAAAUAGGAAUAAAGUACCGUUAGAAACUACCAAGAAAAGUGAAGAGGGUAACAUUAAUUUAUUAAGUCAACGUUUAGACACUGGGAGAUCUGGAAUCAGUAUUGUAGACAUUAACGAUAUGCCAAGCACCAGUAGAGGAAUUUCCAAUCCACCAGCUCAAAAGAGAAAAGACACUUCUGAACCUGUUAUUAGUUGGCCUCAUGUUCUAUCUGCGAUAUCGAAGGACAAAUCUUUGCCUUUGAAAAAACUAUGUAUUAUGGAUGAAGUUGAAAUUACAGCUGGAAAGUCAUCAAUAAGUAAUCAAGAGUAUCAAAGAAAUGAACCUUUAGACAAAAGAAAACAUAGGACUAAUUCAGAAAGCAAUGAAUCUAUGAAGUGUGCAGUUUAUAUAAAAGAUGAAGUAGAUAUAUUUGAAGUAGAAGAAGAUGAGGAUAUGGACCCCCUUGAAGUUGAAGAAAUUGAAAAUGAAAGUUUAGAGACUAUAAUGGGACCAUCGCAAAUGUUUUCUGUUACAAAUAUGGAACAAAAGUAUUAUAAUACAGGAACACUUUCAGAAUAUUCUUCAAGAAAGGGAUCUAAUGAAUAUGGAUCAGACAAUCACAGAUCACAGUAAUUUGAACAAAAAGAUAAUAAAAGGCCAACAAAUUAUGGAUGACUCAACAAUUGAUAAACAUGUAACAGAAGAAGAAUUUCAGAACUUCAUGCAUCGCGUUACUGAAGUCGAAAAAAUUGUGAAAAAGUUGGCUUCUCCUAAUCCUGAAGAACAAAAGCAAGGACAAAUAUUGGCCGACGAAAUUUUAGAGAAACGAUCAGAAAAGAAUAUAUGCGAUGAUACUGAAUUAAAAAUAAAAAUGAAUCGUACAGUGAUUAACAAAUGUUCAAUCAAUGAAAAUUCUACUGAGGAACAAAUGUCUAAAGAAGCGUUCAUAAGAAGCGUGGAAAAAGAUGCAAAAGAGAGAGCAGAGAACCGAAAGAUUAGAAACGAACGUGCAGAAACAUUGAAAACAAUUGGUAAUGGUGCAUUUAGGGAGAAAAAUUACGAAAAAGCGGUAACAUAUUACAGUAAAGCACUUGAACAACGAAAAGAUUCGACCGUGUUAUGGAAUAAUAGAGCUUUGUCAUAUAUUCAGCUUGGAUUAUUCGAAAAAGCCUUAGCCGAUUGUGAAUGGGCAUUAAAAGUUAAUAAUACGAACUUGAAAGCACUCCUAAAUAGUGCUAAGUGUUAUAAACAACUUGGAGAUGAAAUCAAAUAUAAAGAAUAUAUUCAGUUAGCAAAAGAGAGAAAUCCACAUUUCAACAAAUUUAUUAAUGGUAUACUCAACAUUUUUUACAUUGGAAACAUUUCUGUUAAAACUAAAUUUACUUAAUUUUUUUUUACAGAAUUUGAAGAAAGUAUGGACAUGCGCGUUAAUUAUCAAGCCUAA